Molecule: messenger RNA, 1077 nt
Organism: Oikopleura dioica
Lineage: Eukaryota; Metazoa; Chordata; Appendicularia; Copelata; Oikopleuridae
Source: the annotation of a GenBank genome assembly
AUGUCACUUUUGCCAAAGGCUUUCUUCAAACAAAAGAAACUACUCGACUCCGACGAUGGAAAGAAGGGCGAUAAUUAUUACGACGAUACUUACUGUGAUUGGAUUCUCCGCAGUCUUUUUCCAACAUACUUCAUUACAAAACACAAAUACUCCACAACAACCUCUUCCACAACCACCACAACUACCACCACCACAACCACGACAACAACGACAACGACAACAUCAACGCGGACGACAACAAGUACCGCGAAACCAACUCUCAUCCCAGAUUUCCUGCCUGACGGCCUGAGUACUUGCACAAUCCAAGAAAACUAUCCAGAACUCUACAACAAAACCGACCAAAAUUUAAGAGUUAUCGAUGGCAAAAUUGUCGAGGGAACGGAGUGGCCUUGGAUGGCCCGAAUUCAACGACAAGCGGACGGAUAUUUAUGCGGCGGAACAGUCAUCCAUCCCCAUUUUGUUCUCACAAGUGCGGAGUGCUGCAAAACUUGGCCGAUGAAUGUCACUUUUUCAAGCAAAACAAUCACUGUCCAUGAAGACUCUCAGUACACCUUCGAACCCCGCGGCGGGAUGAUCCAGUACGUCUGCAUUCUCCACUUUAACGAAAACCUCCUCUGGAACGGCACAGACACCUCCUACACCAACACACCCUGCAUGCCUCAAAAACAAGUUGUCGCGCAAAACCAAGCAUGCUGGAUCGCCGGUUGGGGUUCUUCCGCCACUAUUGGCACUCCAAGCGAUCAGCUGCGAUCUAAAGGAGUGCGACUCGAAAACGGAACAGAUUGCCAGGAAGGAAUUCUUUACAAAUGGGCCCAAGCGUGCAUUGAAGGAGAGUAUUCCCAAAGCGGCCAAAUUUACCCCGAAGCUCCUACUUGCGCGAAUGAUAUGGGAGGGCCGAUAAUUUGCCCUGUGGAUGGAAAAGCGAUGCUAGCGGGGGUCAUCGGCGCUGGAGGAUGCGGAAUCUACCAAGCAAAGAGCUACUACUGGGAUGUUUUUCGCAAAUGGACCAGAUUAUUGAAACCAUCUCACGAUUCAAUGAUACAAUACCAUGAAAAAUUAUUCCAGCAUAAUCCCUAG